Molecule: messenger RNA, 858 nt
Organism: Symbiodinium sp. CCMP2592
Lineage: Eukaryota; Dinophyceae; Suessiales; Symbiodiniaceae
Source: the annotation of a GenBank genome assembly
AUGCAGCGAAAAGUUAGUGGCGUGGAAGAGUCGCGAAGUGCUGCACCCAGAUGCGGCAGAGCCAAGUCAAAGGCAGCCACUUGGAAGACACUAACAUUGUCGUCUGCUGUUGCCCAGCUCGCCAGCUGCGCCAACUUUCAGCCUUGCCGGCGGAAGUGCCAGGAUGAAGACAUGGAGAGUGCAUCAAGGCAGUGGAGCACAGCAACGUGCUCGAAGCUUGUCUCCACAGUACCAGGCGCUGUCGUGUGGGAAAACAGGUUCUCGAGUGCCACGGGUGUUAGACAUUUAGGUCCAGCUCCGUCCAGAAAUCAAACAAAGUGCUUCCGCUUGCUGUCGCAGCUUGGGCUCGGAUCAAACACCAGGGAACUUCUUCUGAAGGCAGUGUGGCUUCGGAUGCAGAGGCGCUCCAGAAAGGGCGUGCUGCUGCUGUCAGCACUUUUCUGCGGAUGGAAGAUCGCUCCGAGCUUCCUUGACCCCCAGCCGGUGAAGAAUGUGGUGGCAGACGUUGGGCGACCGGGGCGGCGCGACGUCCUCGGAGGCAUGGCGUUGCUUACUAUGCCAGAUGUUGCGUGGGCCAAGCGUGCAUCAAGUUCCGGUGGUGAUCAAAACUUGCCCACACAGCAGUCCAUGCCGGGUGAGAUCGAGACAGAAGAGUCCAUCAGUGAAGACUGGCAGCCUGUUGACGUCGGAGAGUCCACCCUCGUAGAUCCAGAUGAUCCGAAGUAUAAGCAGAUGUCCAAGCUUGCAAAGGAAAUUGAGAAACAGAAGGCAAAAAACGACGAGUUCGACAAGAUGACUCAGGAGGAGAAGCAGCAGAAGAUGUGUGAGCUGCUGGGCCGCGGAUGUUCCAGCAUUUGA